This is a messenger RNA of Spodoptera littoralis (African cotton leafworm), 1269 nucleotides long. The record is from the annotation of a GenBank genome assembly. NCBI's taxonomy places the organism in Eukaryota, Metazoa, Arthropoda, Insecta, Lepidoptera, Noctuidae.
AUGGCGUCGAAACGAUUUAACACGUUUAAAGUGGUUCUCGCCUCCUUGGCCGUGGUCGCGGUCGGGUACGUCGUGCGCACACCAUUGCUGCCCAUACGGAGGGAGAUCAAGGCGUCACUCGGGUAUCCAAAAGACUCCCUUCUCAAUUUCACCGAGCUCACCGCGAAGUACGGAUACAUGUCAGAGGAACAUGAGGUAGUCACCGACGACGGCUACAUCCUCACCAUGUUCCGGAUCGUACAGGCGAGGAACUGCCAUCAAAGGAAGAGAUCACCACCAGUACUGCUAGUGCAUGGCCUGCUGCAGAGCUCCGACUCCUUCAUAGACUCAGGACCGAAUGCUGGACUGGCUUACCUGAUUUCUGAUGCGUGCUACGAUCUCUGGCUGGGCAACGUCAGAGGAAACUACUACUCCAGGGGCCAUGUACGUCUGGACCCUGACAAAGAUACCGAGUACUGGAAGUUCUAUAUCGACGAGAUCGGGUACUACGACAUACCAGCAUUGAUAGACCAUGUACUGGAGCACACAGGGUUUGAUAAGCUGAACUAUAUCGGAUUUUCACAGGGCUCCGGAACCUUCUUAGUGAUGUGCUCUGAAAGACCUGGUUACUGUGAGAAAGUGCAGCUACUGAUCGGUCUAGCUCCAGCUGCCAGACAAUUUAACACUCAAUCAAAACUAUUUAGAAGUGUAACACAAGCCUUUGAGGUGUUAGAAGGACCACUGGAGAGUUAUGGCCUUGUGGAAAUAUUUGCUAAGGGUUCAAUAAGUCAAGAGUUCGUCGCUUUCUUCUGUCAACUGUCAGAUUUAACUGGGCAGCUAUGCGAGCAGGUUCUGGACGUUUUCGACUAUGUGCAUUCCUCUCAUUUGGGCUCAAUUACAAAUGAGACGACGAGGAAUUUGUACGGACACUUCCCCGCGGGGACAUCGCUGCAUAACAUGGCGCGGUAUGGACAGAGCACGAAGAGUAGAAGGUUUGAGAAGUUCAACUACGGCAAGGAGAAAAACUUAGUGUUGUAUGGUAGUGAGGAGCCUCCGAAGUACAAUCUCAGUGCGGUCACGGCUCCUUUCGUUUGUAUUUACGGUAGUAACGAUGGUUUAGUGGACACUAAAGACGUGGAGUGGCUGGUGAAGAAGUUACCGAAUGUGAUAGAGUCUAUGAAAGUGGAGGACCCUAACUGGAACCACAUGGACGUGACGUACAGUCAAUACACCAGUGAUACCAUAUUCCCUAAGAUAAAUGAGUAUUUAUUAAAAUAUACGAGUGAUUAG